Amaranthus tricolor (Joseph's coat) is the source of this 985-nucleotide messenger RNA. RefSeq names its product 2-hydroxy-palmitic acid dioxygenase MPO1. The record is from RefSeq and is a predicted model, not a curated record. Lineage: Eukaryota; Viridiplantae; Streptophyta; Magnoliopsida; Caryophyllales; Amaranthaceae. Gene Ontology annotation, biological process: sphingoid catabolic process. Gene Ontology annotation, cellular component: endoplasmic reticulum. The transcript has 4 exons. The coding region runs from base 276 to 827 and encodes 183 amino acids.
CAAAUUUUUUUUUAAUUUACAUGACAUUUUCCUGUAGAACAUCAAUUGGAAUGAAGAGACCAUGUAUUUCUCUGCUUAGCAGUUUCCAUCAUCCCCAGCAAAUUAGUAUCUGAUCUCAUUCCCAAAUCCCAAAAACUUGGUGUAAUCGUGUUGCCGUGUGGCGUGUUGGAGUCAAUAACCUUUCUUAUUCUCAACUCAAAUUUCCAAUUUCACUCCCUGAUUUUCUCAUUCACUUCACAAAAAUCUCAAAAUUUGGGCGAAAAUUGUAAAGAAAAAUGAGUUUGUUUGAUCUUGAGAAGCAUUUUGCCUUCUAUGGCGCAUAUCACAGUAACCCAAUUAACAUAUUCAUACACAUGUUAUUUGUAUGGCCAAUUUUCUACACUGGGUUGAUGUUGUUGUACUUUGUUCCAAUGUUCUUUUUCCCUAAUUUCGCAUCAUUUUUCACUUUGGUAUAUGCUGUUUUUUAUGUGGGUAUGGAUAAAAAAGCUGGUUUUCUUGCUGCUUUUCUCUGUUUCCUUUGUUGGAUGGGAGCUUCUGCUUAUGCAAGUCAUCUUGGCUAUUCUUUGACUUGGAAGGUUGUUCUGGUGGCUCAAUUGUUUUGUUGGACAGCACAGUUCAUAGGACAUGGAGUAUUUGAGAAACGAGCUCCUGCUCUUCUAGACAAUCUUGUGCAAGCAUUCUUGAUGGCUCCCUUUUUUGUAUUACUCGAGGCUCUCCAGCACUUCUUCGGGUACGAACCAUACCCAGGAUUUCAUGAAAAGGUGAAAGCUAUGGUGGAUGCUGAAAUUGAAGAAUGGCAAGAGAAGAAACAGAAGAAAAUGUCUUAAGGCCAUUUUAUGAUUUGCCAGUCCAAGAUAUUAAACUGCCUAUCUUUAGUGAUGUAUAUAUUGAUAUAAUCUAAUGGUUGAUGUGAAAAAUGCUUAAAUACACUGAAGUUUAUUCCAAACAACUAAAAAUACUGCAGUUUGAAAGAUAACUUGAUUCA